This is a messenger RNA of Gavia stellata (red-throated loon), 672 nucleotides long. RefSeq names its product EF-hand calcium binding domain 9 (gene EFCAB9). Gene Ontology annotation, biological process: flagellated sperm motility. Gene Ontology annotation, cellular component: cytoplasm; sperm principal piece. Gene Ontology annotation, molecular function: calcium ion sensor activity. The record is from RefSeq and is a predicted model, not a curated record. NCBI's taxonomy places the organism in Eukaryota, Metazoa, Chordata, Aves, Gaviiformes, Gaviidae.
AUGACCGCUCAGAGUCAGCACAGUCCUCAGCAGUGCGCGUUAGCAGAGCUGAGCUCUCGCUCAGCAUUACGACCCAAGGAGAAGAAACUGCUGACCCGACUGCAAGACUACACGCAGCUCUGCGUUUUAAAUGUUGGAUUACAGAGGCAUCCGUGUUUAGUUGAAGUAUACUGCUUGCUGUCAGUAAAUGCUGCGGCGCUGGCAGAGUAUUUCCAGCUCCUGGCUGUUCAUUGAAAGAAUUACCUGAACAAUCUGCAGUUUUAUUGCUUUCUUUACUAUGUGACUGACCUGAAUAAGGACCAGAUCAUGCUGCUGUUCGACUUGAUGGACCGAAACAGGAUGGGGAGGAUUUGCUUUAAUGAGUUCUACAUGGUGGGAUGCGUCCUCCUGUCGCACGAGUUGUGUACCCUGUGGGCUCUGGAAUCAAACCAUGUUGAAAAGCAGUUCAUCCACCAGCAUGCAGGACCUGCCUUUCGACUGCUGGACAUGAGAGGGGAUAAUAUGAUUGAUUUUAAUGAGUUUGAAGCCACAAGGUUUCUCUUCAACAUCCAGAAAGAAGAACUUAAGAUAUUCAAGGACUUUGAUACUUCCGGAGAUGAGAAACAUUACGAGUGCCGUACCUUGGCUUCUGCCUGUGCCAAAAGCAGUCAUGGAGAGGCCAACGCCAGAUAA